Molecule: messenger RNA, 7629 nt
Organism: Loxodonta africana (African savanna elephant)
Lineage: Eukaryota; Metazoa; Chordata; Mammalia; Proboscidea; Elephantidae
Gene: MGAM2
Product: maltase-glucoamylase 2 (putative)
Exons: 49
Coding region: 85-7629 (2514 amino acids)
Biological process (GO): carbohydrate metabolic process
Molecular function (GO): alpha-1,4-glucosidase activity; carbohydrate binding
Source: RefSeq, a predicted model, not a curated record
CAUUUUAAUCUCCGUAUGCAGGGAUUCUCUUGGGCUGAUGGGGCUUUGUGGUUUGCUUUAAUCUAGUUAUCUGUGUCCAUCUAGAUGGCCAGGAAGCUCAGCAUGUUGGAAGUCCUGCUGAUCGUCUUCAUCGUAAUUGUAUUGCUCAUAGCUGUAUUUUUACUCAUUCUUGUGUUGGAGGAAGAUCAAGAUUCAUUUGUUCCAGACUGCCCGGCAAUCCCUGAAUCAGAAAGGAUAGACUGUGCUCCUGGCCAGGUGGUGACCCAGGAAGUCUGUAGCUGGCAGCGACGGUGCUGCUGGAACCCUGUGGAGGACACCAAUGUCCCCAGGUGCUUCUUUCCCAAGAACUGGGGCUAUGAAGUCAGCACGAUUCUCUGGAACAAAAGUGAAGAGUUUGCUGCCCAGUUGAAAAGGCUGCCAUCCCCAACCCUGUUUGGAAAUGAUGUCAGCGACACCCUCUUCACAGCUGAAUAUCAGACAUCCAAUCGUUUUCAUUUUAAGAUCACCGACCUCAAUAACAGACGACAUGAAGUCCAACAUGAAAGUAUUAACUCACUGACUCAGACUGUUAAUAUCUCUGAUUUCAACUAUCAAGUGGAUGUCACUGAGAAGCCCUUCAGCAUCAAAAUAAUGAGGGCAAGCAAUGGAAAAGUCUUGUUGGACACGGGCAUUGGGCCCCUCGAGUUUGCCCAACAGUACCUGCAGCUGUCUUUUCACCUGCCCAGCACCAACGUGUACGGGCUGGGGGAACACGUGCACCAGCAGUAUCGCCAUGACAUGAACUGGAAGACCUGGCCCAUCUUCACUCGGGAUGCCUCUCCCACCGAGGGCAUUAAUCUAUACGGGGCUCAUACCUUCUUCUUGUGCCUGGAAGACACCAGCGGCUCCUCGUUCGGGGUUUUUCUGUUGAACAGUAACGCCAUGGAGGUCACCCUUCAGCCUGCUCCCGCAAUCACCUACCGCACGAUUGGGGGUGUUCUUGACUUUUACGUGUUCCUGGGAAGCACUCCAGAGCAGGUCGUUCAGGAAUACCUGGAGCUUGUUGGAAAACCAUUCUUGCCUUCCUACUGGAGUCUUGGGUUCCAGCUUAGUCGCAGGAAUUAUGGUGGCAUCGAAGGACUGAAGAAUGUUGUGAGUCGAAACCGUGCAGCUGGGAUCCCGUAUGAUGUGCAGUACUCUGACAUAGACUACAUGGAUGGAUACAAGGAUUUCACUUAUGAUAACAGGACUUUCUAUGGUCUCCCAGAUUUCGCCAAGGAGUUACACAGCAAUGGACAGAAAUAUGUCAUUGUUAUGAAUCCCGGCAUCUCCAACAGCUCUGGCUAUAAGCCCUACGAGGAUGGAAAAACAAAGAGGAUAUGGGUCUACGAGAAUGAUGUAUUUGCUUUUGGGAAGGGCUAUCCUGGGUGGACAAUCUUUCCUGAUUUCAGUAAUCCAGCGAGCUUUACCUGGUGGGAAGAACAGUUCAAUAAAUUCCAUGAAACUCUGGAGUUUGAUGGAGUGUGGAUUGAAAUGGAUGAAGUUUCUAAUCUUCUUAAUGGCUCUGAUGUUGGGUGUGAAUUAAACAGCUUGAACUAUCCUCCUUUCACGCCUAGAGUUCUGGACCGGGUGCUUUUCGAGAGAACCCUUUGCAUGGACACAGAGUUUUACAGUGGCCUUCACUAUGACCUCCACAGUUUGUAUGGCUACUCCAUGGCACAAGCCACAGACUCGGCCAUGCGGACUGUCUUCCCCCAAAAACGGAGCCUCGUCUUAUCCCGCUCUACUUUUGCUGGGUCUGGCAAGUUUGCUGCUCACUGGUUGGGGGAAAACACAGCCUCAUGGAAUGAUCUCCGGUGGUCCAUUCCCAGUAUCCUUGAGUUCAACCUAUUUGGCAUCCCCAUGGUAGGUGCCAAUAUCUGUGGUUAUAAAGAAGAUACCACAGAGAGCCUCUGCAGAAGAUGGAUGCAGCUUGGAGCAUUUUAUCCACUAUCCAGGAAUCACAAUGGGCCUGGCUUCAUGGACCAGGACCCUGCCUCCUUUGGAGCCGACUCCCUGCUGCUCAACUCUUCCAGGCACUACCUGAACAUCAGAUACACCUUGCUGCCCUACCUGUACACCCUCUUCUACCGCGCGCACACCCGUGGGGACACGGUGGCCCGGCCCCUGCUGCAUGAGUUCUACCAGGAUUCAGCCACCUGGGAUGUGCACGAGCAGUUCCUAUGGGGGCCUGCACUCCUGAUCACACCUGUUUUACACUCAGAUGUAGACCAAGUGAAUGCCUACAUCCCGGAUGCUAUCUGGUAUGACUAUGACACAGGAAUGGCCAUCCAAUGGAGGAAACAAUGGGUGCAGAUGCAAUUCCCCAAAGAUAAAAUAGGACUUCACCUUCGAGGGGGCUACAUAUUCCCUACCCAGAAGCCAAACACAACCACAGAGGCCAGCCGGAAGAAUUCCCUGGGACUUAUCAUUGCCCUGGAUCACAAGAGGGAAGCUAAUGGGGAGCUGUACUGGGAUGAUGGCGUGUCCACAGAUGCUGUGACCAAAGAGAACUAUCUCCUGUAUGACUUCUCUGUGGCCUCUAACCGUCUACAGGCAAAGAUUAUAAAUAAUUAUACGAACCCUGACAACCUGCAAUUUACAGAUAUCAGAAUCUUGGGAAUGGACAAGGAGCCGGCUAAUUUUACUGUCAUAGUUAAUAAUGUUCACACCCUCUGUUCAAACUGUUCAAACGUUGCCUACAGUGCCUCAGCAAAGGUGGUAACCAUCACUGACCUUGAGGGGCUGGUACUGGGACAAGAGUUCUCCAUUGAGUGGACGCUUCCCGUCAGUGACCUGGAGAAGUUCAAUUGCUACCCUGAGGAUCCCUCUGCUUCGGAAGAGAGCUGCAAGCAGCGGGGGUGCCUGUGGGAGCUCACAGAUGUCCCUGGAGUGCCCUCCUGUUACUAUGACACCAUCCCCAGCUAUGCUGCCAGUAAUAUCCAGUACCUGCCCACGGGCAUCACCACGGACCUCACUGUCCUGCCAGAAUCCCUGAAUCUCCCUCCAGCAGCGAGUGCGCGCCAAUUGCCCUGGGCCCCCGCUGCUGAUCCUCUCUCUGCCAGGAUUGACAUCCUCCAACUGAGUGUGAUCUACCACACAGAGAGCAUGCUGCAGUUCAAGAUCUACAAUUCUGCCAACAAGAGGUACGAGGUCCCAGUGCCCCUCAACACCCCAGCCACCCCAGUGGGCUCCCCUGAGCAGCGUCUGUAUGUUGUCAGCGUCCAGACCAAUCCUUUUGGGAUCCAGAUUCGACGGAGAAGCUCCAACACCGUGAUCUGGGACUCUCAGCUCCCUGGCUUCACCUUCAACGACACGUUCCUCUCCAUCUCAACUCGCUUGCCCUCCCAGUACGUUUACGGCUUUGGGGAAACAGAGCAUGAAAGUUUCAGAAGAAACAUGAGCUGGAAUACAUGGGGAAUGUUUGCUCGAGAUGAACCCCCAGGGUACAAGAAGAACUCCUAUGGUGUGCACCCCUACUACAUGGCACUAGAGGAGGACGGCAGUGCCCACGGAGUGCUCCUGCUCAACAGCAAUGCCAUGGAUGUGACCAUCCAGCCCACCCCUGCCCUGACAUACCGCACCACAGGAGGGAUUUUGGACUUUUAUGUGGUUUUGGGGCCAACCCCUGAACUUGUAACUCAGCAGUACACCGAGCUGAUUGGCCGGCCAGUGAUGACUCCAUACUGGGCCUUGGGAUUCCAGCUGAGUCGCUAUGGAUACUACAGUGAUACGGAGAUCUCCAAUUUGUAUGAUGCGAUGGUGGCAGCCCAGAUCCCCUACGAUGUACAACACGUUGACAUGGACUACACGGAGCGGAAGCUGGACUUCACCCUCAGCCCCAUGUUCAAAGACCUCGCCCACCUGGUUGACCAAAUGAAGGAAAAUGGCAUGAGAUUUAUUCCCAUUUUGGACCCAGCCAUUUCUGGCAAUGAGACCGGGUAUCUCCCUUUCACCAGGGGACAGGCAAACGACGUGUUCAUCAAAUGGCCUGGCAGCAAUGACAUUGUCUGGGGGAAGGCAUGGCCGGAUCUGCCCAACGUUAGCGUGAAUGGGUCCCUGGACCAGGAGACUCAGGUGAAGCUGUACAGGGCCCACGUGGCAUUUCCUGACUUCUUUCGCAACAGCACAGUUGCAUGGUGGAAGAAAGAAAUUCAAGAGCUCUAUGAAAACCCUCGAGAGCCAGAGAACAGCUUGAAGUUUGAUGGGCUGUGGCUUGAUAUGAACGAGCCGUCAAGCUUUGUGGAUGGAUCUGUCAGUGGCUGCCAGGAUCGCGUUCUGAAUAACCCGCCCUACAUGCCGUCUCUGGAGUCCAGGGACGCAGGCCUGAGCAACGGGACGCUGUGCAUGGAGAGCCAGCAGGUGCUGGCAGACGGCUCCCUGGUGCGGCACUAUGACGUGCACAGCCUGUACGGCUGGGCCCAGGCCAGGCCCACCUACGAAGCUGUGCAAGAGGUGACAGGGCAGCGAGGCCUUAUCAUCACCCGCUCCACCUUCCCCUCCUCUGGCCGCUGGGCAGGACACUGGCUGGGAGACAACACGGCCGCGUGGGACCAGCUGAGGAAAUCCAUCAUCGGCAUGAUGGAGUUCAGCCUCUUUGGGAUGUCCUAUACAGGAGCCAAUAUCUGUGGGUUCUUUGGAAACGCGGAUUAUGAGAUGUGUCUCCGCUGGAUGCAGCUGGGGGCCUUCUACCCCUUCUCCAGGAACCACAACACUGUGGGGACCAGGAGACAAGACCCUGUGUCCUGGGACGCCACCUUUGAGAACAUCUCCAGGAGUGCCCUGCAGACCAGAUACACCCUGCUGCCAUACCUGUACACCCUGAUGCACAAGGCCCACGUCGAGGGCAGCACCGUCGUGCGACCCCUUCUCAACGAGUUUGCAGAUGAUGUCACAACCUGGGAGAUCGACCGUCAAUUCAUGCUUGGUCCUGCCAUCCUGAUUAGCCCUGUGCUGGAAAGUGGUGCCUUUGCCAUCUCCGCUUACUUCCCCAGAGCCCGCUGGUAUGACUACAGCUCGGAAUCUGGUGAGGAUUCGGCAGGUAAGUGGAAGACACUGGCGGCUCCCCUUGACCACAUCAACCUUCACGUCAGAGGAGGCUACAUCCUGCCCUGGCAAGAGCCUGCGAUGAACACUCACUACAGUCGACAAAAUUUUAUGGGACUGACUGUUGCCUUGGACAGUGACAGGAAAGCUUAUGGCCAGAUGUUCUGGGAUGAUGGACAAAGCAUUGAUACCUAUGAAAAUGGAAACUAUUUCUUGGCAAACUUUACAGCAGCACAGGAUAACUUGCAGAUCCAGACCAUACACAAUAACUAUUUGAGUGACUCAAAUCCCCUGAAGGUUGGCUAUAUUAGGAUCUGGGGGAUGAAAUCUGCUUAUGUGACAGAAGUCAAGAUCACCCAUGACAACCAGCAAUUCACAGAGACAAACUUCAGGAGUGACCCUUAUAGUCAGACACUAACUAUUCAGUUGACUGACAAGAUUAUUCACCUGGAAAAGUUAACUGAGGUUACUUGGAUUCAUGGUGACCCUGUAGUUACUACUCCAACUAUGACAAGUACCUUUUUGACGAGUUCUCAUUCCUCUCCAUCAACUACUGAGGCUACCACUUAUGAGACUAUUAACACUAGUUCUGCUGGUACAAGUUCUGAUGCUCCUAGCACUAGCAUUACUGUUCUUAUUACAACUACUCCUGCCCUGACAACUGCUACUACUGUUAGCACUAGCACUAUUGUUCCUAUCAUCACUACUCCUUCUCCUACAAGUAAUACUGAAGAUAGCACUAGUACUACUGUUCUUAUGACUCCUUCCCCAACAAGUACUACUGGUGUUAUCACUAGCACUACUCUUCUUAUUCCAACUACUCCUUUCCCUACAAGUACUGAUGCUCCUAGCACCAGUACUACUGUUCAUAAUACAACCACUCCAUUUCUGACAAGUACUACUGAUGUUGGCACCAGUACUGCUAUUCUUAUUAAAACAACCCCUUCUCCUAUAAGUACUGUGGAUGCGAGCACUGACACUACUGUUUCUAAUACAACCUCUCCAUUCCUGACAAGUACUACUGAUGCUAGCACUAACACUACUAUCUCUAAUACAACCAUUCCUUCCCCUACAAGUACUACUGAUGCUAGCACUAAUGCUACUGUUUCUAAUAUGACCACUCCUUCCCUGAUAAAUGAUACUGAUGUUGUCAGUAGCGCUGCUAUUCUUAUUACUACAACCCCUUCUCCUACAAGUAUUGUGGCUGCUAAUACUGAUACUACUGUUUCUAAUACAACCUCUCCAUUCUUGACAAGUACAACUGAUGCUAGCACUAACAGUAUGGUUUCUAAAACAAUUACUCCUUCUCCUACAAGUACUGGUGCUUCUAGCACUAGUACUACUGUUCCUAAUACAACCAUUCCGUUCCUGACAAGUACUACUGAUGUUGGCACUAAUACUGCUAUUCCUAUUACGAUUACCCCUUCUUCUACAAGUACUGCUGAUGUUAGCACUAAUUUUACUGUUUCUAAUACAAAUACUUCUUCCCUUACAAGUACUACUGAUGUUAGCACUAGUAAUACUAUUUCUAUUACAACCGUUAUUUCUCCUACGAGUAAUAAUGAUGGUAGCACCAGUACAACUGUUCUUCUUAUAACCACUCCCUCUCAUACAAGUACUGAUGCUGCUGACGCUAAUAAUACUGUUCCUAUUACAGCUACACCUUCUCCUACAAUUACUGGUGCUGAUAUUACUAACAAUAAUUUCCCUCUUAUGACUACUUCUUUCUCUACAAGUACUGAUGCUGUGAACACUACUGUUGCUAUGAUGACUACUUCUUCUCUUGCAAGUACUGAUGUUGCUAUCACUAGUAGUAAUGCUUCUAUUACAAGCCCUCCUCUCUCUACAAUUUCUGAUGGUAUUAGCAUUGGUAAUACUAUUCCUGUAGUGACUACGCUUCCUACAAAUACUCACACUGCUAGCACUAAUAAUACUCUUUCUGUUACGACUAAUCCUUUUCCUACAAGUACAAGUGCUGCCAGCACUAGUAAUAUUGUUCCUAUUAUGACUACUCUUUCUUCUUCAAAUACUGAUGCUGUUAGUACAAGUAUCACUGUUCCUAUAAUGACUACUUCCUCUACUCCCUCCUCCACUCCUACCCCUAUUCCUAUGUCUGCCCUUAGCUCUGCUACUUCUAUUUUGAGCCCCUUUCCAACAAGUAAUACACUUACUACUGGUAUAAUUACUAAUUUUACUACACCUACUAAAGAGAACACCACUCAUUUCAACACUCUGGAUACACAAAGUACUGUGAUAAAGGAUGCUACAGCUGCUGCUACCAGCACCACAAAAAGUACUACAAGUCCAGUUACAAUGGUUACUUCCACAGACAAAUUUACUGCAUAUACCAAACCGGCUGCGACAGAUUUUAUAAGCUCGUCUUUUCCAGAAGGAACAACUGCCAGCUCCCUAAGCACCACGCCCCAUCAAGACGACUACUGCAAGCACUACAGCUACUACCGUGGAUUCAGUUACCACAGGGAUUAUAAAUACUCCCCCUGCAGGAAACACAAAUGCAGCUACAGUCAUCCCCACAGUUACUGUGACUACAAAUGCUACAUCUAA